This is a messenger RNA of Cygnus olor (mute swan), 6376 nucleotides long. RefSeq names its product 3-hydroxyanthranilate 3,4-dioxygenase (gene HAAO). Lineage: Eukaryota; Metazoa; Chordata; Aves; Anseriformes; Anatidae. The transcript has 10 exons. Gene Ontology annotation, biological process: quinolinate metabolic process; 'de novo' NAD+ biosynthetic process from L-tryptophan. Gene Ontology annotation, cellular component: cytoplasm. Gene Ontology annotation, molecular function: 3-hydroxyanthranilate 3,4-dioxygenase activity; iron ion binding. The record is from RefSeq and is a predicted model, not a curated record. Bases 35 to 1045 code for a protein of 336 amino acids.
GCACCAGCACUCUUUGCAAAGUGACCUUUGGCCGAUGGACCUGUCCCCUUUGACACUCAAGCCUGAAGACACCUCUUCUACCAACCAAUCCCUGAACUGGGGGGAUGGAGUCACAUGUAGCUUGCUAACGGAGCGAGCACUAGGCAAACUCCAUCUUCAUCAGAAGUUUCAUAGCUGGUGGACCAUGGAGCUUCUGGUAAAUGUCAGAAAAUGGAUUGAAGAAAACAAGGCAGCCUUUUUACCUCCUGUGUGCAAUAAACUUAUGCAUCGACAUCAAUUGAAUGUGAUGUUUGUUGGAGGACCAAAUGAAAGGAAGGAUUAUCAUAUUGAAGAAGGAGAAGAGCUUUUUUACCAAGUGAAAGGAGACAUGUGUUUAAAGAUAAUUGAAAAUGGGAAGCAAAAAGACAUUGUCAUCCGAGAAGGGGAGAUGUUUCUCCUACCUGCCAGGAUACCUCAUUCUCCUCAGAGAUACGCAGACACUGUGGGUCUCGUGAUUGAGAGGGAAAGAUUAAAGACAGAAAUUGAUGGGCUCAGGUACUAUGUUGGAGAAUCAACUAAUGUCCUAUUUGAAAAGUGGUUUCACUGUGAAGAUCUUGGCACUCAACUUACACCAAUAAUUCAAGAGUUUUUCAAUUCAAGGCAGUAUAAAACUGGAAAACCAAAUCCAGACGAACUCCUGAAAGAAAUGCCUUUCCCACUGAAUUCCACUUCUGUUAUGGAGCCAUUAUCCUUACACGGCUGGUUGAACGACCAUCGCGGAGAAAUAAAACAGAAGCAAUCCUUGAGUAUCUUUGGAGAUAACUUUGAAACAGAGGUUAUAGCUUAUGGACUAGGAACAACUGAAAAAAGUAAAAGUAAUUCAGAUAUCUGGAUAUGGCAGCUGGAGGGUGCAUCUACAGUUACUAUGGAUGGUAAAACCCUGACUCUAACUGCUGGUGACAGCCUGCUUGUCCGUGCCCAAUCUCUGUACUUCUGGAAAAGAGAAGAAGAAUGUGUUGCUCUUUACAUUGCUCAGGAUCCAAAACGCAAGCAGCCUUAUAGUUAGUUUCCGUAACAGUUGACAUUGAUGAGAAAAAUUUUAACCUAUUUGUGUCAUCUUAAUAAAUUUAUAGUCAGAACACCUGUAAAUCUGAACAGUCUAACACAAUAAUUACACUGGAAUCAAGUGCUAUACCCUAUUGUAACUUUUUUUUCCCCAAGUAGUUAAUGUUUCAGCAAAAUCUACAAUCUGUAAUUUUGUUAAAAACAAGCAAAGCAAGAAUUCUUACAUGAAAGCAAAUGAAAACAGAUCCAUGUAGCAGGAUUAGCUAUAUAGUAAUAUAAGUGUUAGUAUCUGGAAUAAAUUGAAAGCUUUUCAAGUGCAAGUGUCCUCUGUGAGGUGAAGAAAAGGAGAUAGGACAGAUAUUGUUGUGCUUAUUUACAGAACAUUCUUCAUUUCUUUGCCUCAAUUUUGCCAUUAGUAAUAGAUUAGGUAUGUUAGUUAUCAAACCCACAGCACAGGGGCUUAUAUUUGUGGUAGUUUACAGAUCUUCUGAGAUCUUUAGAUAAAAAGCCCUUAAAAAUUAAAAAAAAAAAAAGCUUUAUCUGCUCUACUACUUGAGGAUCUCAAUCCCUUGGUGCAAAGUGGAAUGUGUGUUAGUAAAGGGGGAAGCAGUAGAAGCAGUAACAUCACACAUUACUUAGAUCAUCACUGUACUUGCUUCAGGUAACUUUAGCUGCUUAGCAAAUCUGGCAAUGCAGUACCAAUCACAGCUGGUAGUAACAUGCCAGAUAUACCGUGUGGGUUGCUGCCUAUGCACCACACUAUCAUCAUGGCAUCUUGGUCCUGAAUUUCCAGCUGUAGCAGUCUCUAUUUAAAAUAGCCUAAAACAUGUGGGUUUUGUUUGUUUAAAAAAAAAAAAAACAUGUUGCACUUUACAUUAUUAAACAUUUAACUAACCUGUUUUCUGAUGUUGAGCUUUAUCAAUUACAUGCUUGAAAAAGCAUGAAGUUACCAUGUCUUGAUUUUUGUAAUAACUCUAAUGAAAGUUCAGAAAAUAUUUCUUUAAUAUAUCUAUCACCCACAAAGAUCAGUAAACUGAAAUGUUGUAUGUGUUUUACACAAGUGUUCGUACUUCUGGUGAGAAAAACUGAGAUAUGUUGGCCUUAAUUUAUAAUAUAUUUAGGUUCAUUAGCUUUUCUAGUAAAGCAUACAGCAGAAUUUUGCUCCGUUCUCCUAAUAACAGGGGAUCUAAUUUGAGAACCUGAGCCCUGUCCUUAAGACUAUUAUGGUUGCGACCUACAACAGACAAGUGUCCCUUGAAUGAGGGAGUAAUUUAUCUGAUUACCUUUGGUAUUGAUAGGCCUGUCUGCCUGCAGGAUUGCCUGCUCCCUGAGUCAACAUCUACAGCUGAAGAAUCUAGGGUACCAUCUAGGGUACCAAAGCGUUGUAUUUUCAGUUUACCAGUUUGGAGGUAACUACUGCAGUGCUAGUUCUGGGUUUACUUCAUAUCACAGAAAUGUUUGUAUUUCACACAAUGGUAAUUGGAUAAGAUACACUAGUAUGUAGGAUGAUCUGCAGCAGCUCUUCACACAUUCAGAAGCACUGUGAGCCAUGGAAAUUUCAGAAUGCAAAUUUAAGCACCUCUAGAUUACAGAUACUUUGCAUCUUUAAAGACUUCAGGGUUUAGAAUUAAGGCUCCACUCAAACAUAUUCCUUCUCUUUCUAAAUAAGGCGCACCUGCUGUUUGAUUUGGGUACUGAUUUUCAAUCCGAAUCAUACACCUAUUCAGUCCAUCUAUUGCCCAUGGUUUCUCCAAGACUCAGAAACAAUGCCUUUAUACAAAUAUGAAUUCUAAACUACAAUUUACUCUACUACACAGAAGAGAAAAAACAUACCUGCACUACACUUCAAAAAUGAAUUAUUACUGCGACACACUCAGGACUGUCCAGAGUCACAAACCAGAGCUGGCUGACCUGAAAACUUAGAAGCACACUCAAAGGAGUCUGAACCUACCUACAGGCAUCUGCAGUUACCCAAGCCUGUAUUUCACCUAGCCUGGAAGUCAGCUGGAGUUUUCCCUUUAACUUCAAAUGGGAAGAGGCAAGUGGCCCAAUGUUGCCAGUUGUUUGGCAAACUAUCAAGAGAGGUUGUGGAUUUUUCAGUGCCUUUAAAAUGUUUGAACACAGUGAGAAAAAUGCUAAGUUUUGUGAAAAGAAAGAUAAGACACACCCUUUUAGCUACUAAUAUAUUGUUUUCUAUUAUCACAGCAUUUAAAUUUAUAUGAGCGAUAUAAACAUUAUGAUAGCAUUUCAAAUUGAGCAAGAGACCUUACGUUAGAGUCAGUUAUAAAUCAGCAACGUAGAUCAGAAAUAUUUAUAGUAACUACUGCCUCCAAUUGCCAACUAAGCUAGAUAGGUCUGACCUGAUAGUGUACUUUUUUUUCUUGUUUUGAGCUAAGCUGCAUUAUAAAAAUUAUUGAAAUAAAUUUCGAUACAGUCUCAAUAUAUUCUUCCUUAUUAAGUGUUGAAUUAUGAGACAAUAAUAAAAUAUGUUGAUUAGCACAGUUACAUUAUGUAUCUGCACCAGUAAAAUCCAACACAACUUUAUGCAAAACACAGGUAAACAGUGACCCUCACAGAUCAUGUUGUAACAUAUCACAGAAAUCAACAGCAGAGCUCAAGACUAUCCCAUUGUUCUUAAAAGUGACAGAGAACAGUUAAGGCAAGAUAAUGAUCAGAUGCCAACUACAUUUCAUGUUGCAAUGAAUAAAUUGAUAGCUUGCAAAAGUCAAAAGAUGAACUCUCCUUCCUCCAUGCUUGCUUUAUUUUUAGAUCCUGCUUGUUCCUUUGAAGUAACAAACUACCAGAGCCAGAAAACCAGACUAGAUGGAUCAAUUAACUGAUCAGGUGUGUUGUAGUAAACUCUUUCCUCAAACCCAUACAGCAUUUAUUAAUGCUUGUAAACCAAUCUUCUCUAAUUUUAUGAAGAUAAUACUUUCAUUCUGGUGUUAAAAGCAUUCAUUGUAGUCCAAUUUCAGAUCUCCAACCACAUUUAUGUUGUAGAACAGAUGCACGUAAAACAACACUCCCACCAUCAUAGCAUAUUUUUUUUUUUUUUUUUUUUUUUUUUUACAAAUUCCUACGAAACCAGCUUGUGUUCAUGAUGCAGAUUUCAGUGAGUUGUGGGUUCUUUCUACUUAUUUUAUUUCCAGUUAAUAAUUCAGAGUGCACUUUAAUAAACAUACCAGGCUAAUAAAGGUCAUCGCCUCCUGGACUGUUUCUGAUUGAAGACACACACAGUUGUAAAGCAAUUCUUCAGCAUCAAACUAUGCAGAAUAACAGCUGGUUGGACCCAAAUUAAAAGUGUUGAUUUUAAAGUAAUAAUGAAGAAUACAAAGUUAAUAUACACCCUGCAGCUCAGAGUAAAUAUCUCAACCCACAAGUGCCAGCACUAUCUGGCACAAAACAAUCUUAUGGUGGAUCCAGCCAGUGAUAUCAGUGAUUGUACAGAAAUUGUGGAAGUGCAUAAAAACUCUCCCUUUUAGUAUUACUGAAAUUUUUAUUAAAGCUUGAAAGCUAGGGGGAAAAUACAUAUCAAAUCAAUAUGUAUCCAACAGUUCCUGUUCAGCACCUUCGCAGAAAUAAACCCUGCUGUUAGGUAAAUCAAACCCAAAUGCAUGCAUCAGAUUCACUUCUGCAGACAGCUGUCCUGUUCAGAGAUCUGUGAAUCAUAUAAAACAACUCUUUCCAAAUUGAUGUUGCUUUAGGUUAAAUAUACCUCCAAGAUCUUUGACCAGGUAAUUCAAUUAAAUUGUAUCACAACCACAAAGAUUUGAACACCACUUUAUAUUUUUGAAGAGCAACUCAACAGGUGUAUAUAUAUGACCAUUACAUAGCUAAAUAAAAACAUAUGUCCCAGGUUUGGGAGACAAAUUAUGCUGAAGUCAGGGCAAAAUUAUUUGGGUUCUACAAACAUUUAAAUGCCACCCUGCCAUGCUUUGCUUUGAGGGUGCAGCCACCUCCACUGAGGACCCACAGGGCUUGGUUUCUACUCUUUCCAAGAUUUGAGCCAAGCUCAUUCUCUUCUUGCAAAUCACAGCCAGAGAUCUAUAACCCAAAAGUCUCAGGAAAAGGUCAAUGUCACAAGACGACGACCUAGAGACAGCUCCUAUCUCUGUGCAGAGGUGGGAAGUCAAACACUUAUUUUGGUGUCUUGCAGGAACAUCCCCAUCGCAGGGCACACUGUUAGGGGCAUCUCCAUGCCCACUUGGUAAAGCUCUGUGCUACUGUGGCAAAAUAAACUGAGCCAUACAGGGUUGCUCAUACCCCAGUAUUGCUAGUGAACUAGAGGAUAAUUCCUACUCCCCGAAUGGAGUUACAGAAAACAUUACUCUAUAAAAUAAAAGCUAGCACUGACAGAAAGCACAUAUCAUUACAAAGCCAUUGUUUCAGUGACAAUUAUUUGCCUGAACACAUUUGUGAUCUGAGCUGCCUGUUAGCAUCUUGGCAUACAUUACAAAAUGAAAGUAAACAACACAUUUUGACUUGGGAAAAAUAAUCAGCAGAUUGUCAGACCACAAAUAGAUCAGUUUGUUUACAUCAAUCUGAGAAAAAUGUUAACAGUUACCGAUUGCUUCUUGAUACUGGUGACUAACAACCCACAUGGUUCAAACCCUAUGUGCUUUAUUAGUGAAUGGCAGAUAAACAUCAAAUGCAUCAGGCCCUGUACCGGAUAAUAUCCUGUUAUUCUCUUCAGAAGAAGAAGAAUGGCAAAUAUUGAAUGAAACUAAGUAAAAGCUUGAAAACUCUCUGCUUUUUGUAUGACAUUGUGAAGUCUGAGAGACACAUCAUUAAAAAGGACAAGCACAUGCACCUGAAUAUUAAGCAAAACCCAUGCAAGCUCAUUUCAGGACCACUAUCUCUCUCCAUCCACAGCAUGUAAGUGGAAGCAGAAGAAAAUGAGAACUUGCUAACACCUGAUGAGACCUGUAGGAGUCAUAAACUGGCCAGCAUUAACUAUCAUCUGUAAUCAAGAACCCCAACAGACAAACAGUGAACCUGCAGUGUGACAUAAGAGAGUAACUGAUGUUGAAAGUGUAGGUAAUUAGAAAUGCUGAAUGAUGCAGAAAGCAUUGAUUCAAAGUUCUUUUAUGUAGUGGAAAGACACAGGAUAUAAAGCAAGAAAAUUGAAUGAGUCCCUUCCAGACAUACUUUUGGUUUAGAGAGCUCAGAUCAUAUGCUCCAAGAGGAAACAAUGACAUUUAAUAACUAUGAAACCACAGGAAAUGAAACUGCCAUAGACAUUUCAGAGAAAACAUGAAACUUCCUAGAAUAUAUUUUUAAUAUUCAUAAAGUAUUUUCAGCUACUAGGUUUCACUCAAUAAAUCAUAUAGUG